Aspergillus puulaauensis is the source of this 318-nucleotide messenger RNA. RefSeq names its product mitochondrial 37S ribosomal protein bS16m (gene MRPS16). Gene Ontology annotation, cellular component: ribosome; mitochondrial small ribosomal subunit. The coding region runs from base 1 to 318 and encodes 105 amino acids. The record is from RefSeq and is a predicted model, not a curated record. Gene Ontology annotation, biological process: mitochondrial translation. The transcript is spliced from 3 exons. Lineage: Eukaryota; Fungi; Ascomycota; Eurotiomycetes; Eurotiales; Aspergillaceae. Gene Ontology annotation, molecular function: structural constituent of ribosome.
AUGGUCGUCCGCAUUCGCCUAUCCCGGUUCGGGAACAAACACCAGCCGUUUUAUAACAUUGUCGUCGCCCAAGCGAGAUCAGCCCGCAACUCAAAGCCCCUGGAGGUGAUCGGGACGCUGAACCCGGUGCCGCAACGACCCACGAAUCUAUCCGACGAGGAGGCCGCGCGCGCGAGAGCAUACAAGGAGAUCUCGCUUGAUCGGUCCCGAGCGAAGUACUGGCUUGGUGUGGGUGCGCAGCCGAGUGAUUCGGUUUGGCGGUUAUUGAACUUGGCUGGCCUUGUUCAACAGAAGCAGGAACCUCCCAAGUCAACAUGA